AUGAAUACUGGAAAGGCGGAAUCGAUUAGUACGUUUAGCGAGCAUGAGGAUGAUCUUGAUGACUUUGAGGGAUCAAUUAUUUGGUCUCAAGAAGAACCGCUUUCUUCAAAUGAGAUUUUAGAAUUCACUCCAGAUCUGGAAAAUCAAAAUCGAUUAAAAUCUUUAUGCCGUUUAUGCGCUGGAGAAACUCUAAAUCCCAUUUAUAUUUACUCCGAAUACGGCGAGUCUUUGAGACUUUUACAUAAAAUAAACACGUGUCUAAGUAUUAAGGUAAAGAAAACUGAUCAUCUCCCUAAGCAACUUUGCUCAACAUGUGUUGAAAAGAUCACAUGGUGCAAUGAAUUUGAUGUUCAGUGUAUAAAAGCUGAGGAAACUCUUCUUGAGAUAUUAAAGCAGAAACAGUCUUUCACUAAUACUAUAAGUGAUGCAAAUUCUCAGGAGAAUGUAGACUCUUGUCCAUUAUGCAUCGAAGGACGAAUGAGAACUUAUGAGGAAAAUAAGAAAAUUGGAACAGAUACUGAAUUGUAUGACAGUGAUAUUGUUCUGGAAAGUAGUGAUGAAGAACAAAUCCCAAAUGAAAUUAAGAUUGACAAAGAUCCUGAAAGUGAAGCCAUAACAUUGUACUGUUUAGGUACUAUGCAGAAAUAUCUGAAAUGUGGAGCAUGCAUGAAUUUAUAUCACACAAAGGAAACUCUGGAUGAACAUAAAUGUAAACCUAACUUACAGUGCACCUCUAAGCCAUAUAAGUGUGAUAUAUGCUUUGCAACUUUUACAUUUGAAGAACGAUUGCAGUUCCAUCAGCAUUUUCACAAAGAUGUGAAAGCAUUGUAUUGUGAAAUAUGCAAAAUUACAUUUGGGAAAGAACUAAAAUUGUUUUACCAUUACAAAAGAUACCACUGUAAAGAUGGUAGAGUGUCAUGCUUACAAUGUGGAAAAUUAUUUGAAAAUCAGGAGGAACUAAAAAAACAUAUUUGUGUGGAUGGAAAAACAAGACCUCAUGUAUGUGAGGUCUGUUCUAAGGGAUUCUGUGAUGGGUACACUUUAAAACGUCAUGUGGUAACCCACCUUCCAGAAAAACCAUAUAAAUGUCCUGAAUGUUCAAAAAGUUUUACACAGAAAUCAAGGCUGAAUAAACAUGUGGCUUCACAUAGUAUCAUUUUUGAAAACAGUCAAACAAUUUGGAGAUGUGUUCGUUGUGGUGAAGCAUUUGGAAGUUGUGAAGCUGCAGAUGAACAUUGCAAGAAACAUGAGGAGAAAAUUAGCCUUAUUGAAGAGUUGCAAGUAUUGAAGCUAUAUCAUUGUGAAUUCUGCAGUAGUCACUUUGUGGACAUAGAUCAUCUAAAAAGCCAUAGAGAAUUGCAUGCUGUUGAAAAACCAUACUCUUGCAAUAAUUGUAACUCUACGUUCAAAUCCUUUGCAGAAGCUGUUCUUCAUUGGAAAGAACAUUCAAGAAUAUUCAAAGUAUUAGUAGUGUUCUUAUGUGAAAUAUGCGAUAGAGAUGUUAAAGAGCUGUCUCUGCUUUACAAGCAUAAACAAAAACGACAUCAACCAGUGCCUAGAAAAUCAGAGAAAGGCAAAGAGAAGUUCAUUUGUGAAUUCUGCGGAAGUAUCUUUGCAGGUAUAGAAGAUUUUCAAGAACAUGGAAAAUAUAGGUGCUCAAAAUUUCCAUGUGACAUUUGCGGCAGCCUUCUGCCAACAGCAAAUUCAUUGAAUGCACAUAAAAGAAGACACAGUGGACUACGACCGUAUGUUUGCAAUAUUUGUGGUAAGAGUUACACCCAGUCCAGUCAUAUGUGGACACAUAAGAGGUUUCACAUGGGUGUAAAACCAUAUGCUUGUGAAUAUUGUGAUCAGAGAUUCACAAUAAAGCCAGAUUUAGCAGAUCACACUAGGAAGAAGCAUACAAGGGAACGACCAUUUAAAUGUGAUGUUUGCAACAAGGCUUUCUUAACAGGGUCUGUUUUUUAUCAACACAGAUUAAUACACAGGGGAGACCGUAGAUACAAGUGUCACUAUUGUGAAAAAGCAUUCACCAGAACAGAAGCGUUGAAUAAUCACAUAAAAAUCCACACUGGUGAAAAACCACAUGCUUGUGAUGUUUGUGGGAGAUGUUUCAGGCAGAAGGGAGAUAUGAGAAAGCACAGACGAACCCAGCAUACAGCUAAACAAGAGUUAAAAUAG
Molecule: messenger RNA, 2181 nt
Organism: Habropoda laboriosa
Lineage: Eukaryota; Metazoa; Arthropoda; Insecta; Hymenoptera; Apidae
Product: zinc finger protein 2-like
Exons: 5
Coding region: 1-2181 (726 amino acids)
Biological process (GO): regulation of transcription by RNA polymerase II
Cellular component (GO): nucleus
Molecular function (GO): DNA-binding transcription factor activity; zinc ion binding; RNA polymerase II cis-regulatory region sequence-specific DNA binding
Source: RefSeq, a predicted model, not a curated record